Molecule: messenger RNA, 3909 nt
Organism: Gadus macrocephalus (Pacific cod)
Lineage: Eukaryota; Metazoa; Chordata; Actinopteri; Gadiformes; Gadidae
Product: PTB domain-containing engulfment adapter protein 1
Exons: 12
Coding region: 397-1536 (379 amino acids)
Source: RefSeq, a predicted model, not a curated record
GCUCUGAUGUCCGGUGGGCUGUGUGUGCCGAGUGUGCAGGAUUCCAGAGGCUCCAUUAUGCCAGAGAAAUGCAGGAAAACAAAAAGAAUCAUUGUUGCGUUCGCUGCACUGGGUUUUAUGUUGCGGCCGGGUUGCACGUCUUUAUCGCGUGUCAAAAAUUGGCUACCUGUUUAGCACAUAUGGGUCGCAUUAGACACGGCUUGACAGGCUGUUUCUUUUUUAACAGGAGACGUGUACUUUCCCCAAACGUAUUUCAGUGCACAGUGAUUAUUUUCUUUGCACAGUGAUUCUCUAAUUCCAUUCUUUUGCUGAGUUUUGGGAUCAAGGGAAGACGUCCAAGUGUCAAAGUGAGCCAUCAGCACAUCAAGAAGGACCACACCAAGGAACAAUUCCAAUAUGAACCGGGCAUUCAACAGGAAAAAAGAUAAAUCAUGGAUGCACACUCCGGAGGCUCUGGCCAAGCAUUACAUCCCCUACAAUGCCAAGUUUCUGGGAAACACCGAGGUUGAGGCGCCCAAAGGCACUGAAGUUGUGAAGGAUGCGGUGAGAAAGCUGAAGUUUCAAAGGCACAUCAAGAAGUCAGAGGGACAGAAGAUUCCCAAAGUGGAAUUACAGAUCUCCAUUUAUGGAGUGAAGAUACUCGACCCAAAGACAAAAGACGUGCAGUAUAACUGCCAGUUGCACAGGAUAUCCUUCUGUGCGGACGACAAGACGGACAAAAGGAUAUUCACGUUCAUCUGCAAGGACUCUGAGUCCAACAAGCACUUGUGCUAUGUGUUUGACAGCGAGAAAUGUGCAGAAGAGAUAACUCUCACCAUCGGCCAGGCCUUCGACCUGGCCUACAAGAAGUUCCUGGAGUCUGGCGGAAAAGACGUGGAAACACGGAAACAGAUCGGAACCCUGCAGAAGAGGAUUCAAGAGCUGGAAUCUGAGAACUCUGAGCUGAAGAAACAACUGCUAGACCUUGAGGACCAGCUGAUGAUCGCUCACGUACCUCCACUGCUGCACAUUAACUCCUCUAACGAGGCCUAUAUGCUCCAGAGGCCCUCCUCUCUCUUCUGGUGUCAAAACUUCCAGUCGCUUUCCUGCCUGGAGAUCUCCUCCAUCACGCUCACCCCCAUGAGCUCGCCCGAGUCCAACUUCUCCACGGGUCUACUAACUCCUCCCCCCUCCAAACCCGCCCUGCCGCCUGCUAAGAGCAGCGAGGGCUUCAGCAUCCCGCGACCUCGCGCAGGAAGUGGCUCCAUGAAGCCCCUGUCGACGGAUGUCUUCGACAUGGUUCCCUUCUCCCCCGUGACGCCUCUGGUCCCCCUGCCGCCCAGCAACGGAUGCCCGCCCCCACCCCCUGCAACACUACCACCGGAUUAUAGGAAGGACCUGUUUGGCGCGGAGCCUUUCGAUCCCUUUACCUGCGGCUCUGCUGAUUUCCCCCCGGAUAUUCAGUCCAAGCUGGACGAGAUGCAGGAGGGGUUCAAAAUGGGACUAACACUAGAGGGCGCUGUGUUUUCUCUGGACCCACUGGAUAGCCGUUGCUGAUGAAGCCACGAAGGAAGAUACUUGUCGUUAUUCCCAUCAUUUUAAACUCAUUUGUACGAAGAAGAAGAAGAAGACGAAGAAGUGCCAAAUCCUUUCAACACCGUCCAGUCAAGAUGUCACACUUUUUCCGUCUUGGAGUUUCUAUGUAUUUGCAUUACUAGAUUUGGGUUUUUCCGAUAUUUCAAGGAAGUUUCCGAUAUGUUAUAGAAAUAUUUUUGUAAAGAAACGCUUGUGGGAUGAGAAGGUUUGAGGACCCCUUGCGUACCCACAGACGAUGCAGGUUGUAAAUAAAAAGAGUAUAUCUCAUUUUAAUAUGGUACAAGUUCUGUGUAGACUCUCCCAUUGGAUAUAAAUGUGCAGCAGCGUUUUUGGUUUUGCAUUGACACGUUCCUGUUUGUAUGCCCGAGACAUUCAUUUAAGACAAGUAAAUGUAGUCGUCUCUGUGACAUGUAUAAUGCCAAAUGUUCCGCUUGUCAUUGUUUAUACACGACUUGCACCUUUUGUUUUUGUACUUUUUACACCAGUUGUACUUCAAUGUAACACGCUUAAUUCUUGUCAAUUUAUCAUUUGUAUAAUUUCACUUAGUUUCAAUCAGUAGUAAAAAAUAAUGUUUUUAAUGUUUUUUAUGUUUUGAUGUCCUUUUAACCCACUACAUUGCCAUUCCAGUAUUUUAUUUCAUGGUUUAUCAUUAACUCACUAACUUUGUUGUUAGCAUCAUCUCUUGCACCGGAAAGCACUUUUAAAUACCUUUGUCCAUAUAGUAGCAUACUAUUGACAUUAUUUUACAUUUUAUGCAGAAUGACUUUGUCGUUACGAUUAUUAAAGAAAGUCUUACCAGAUUAGAUCGCUUGAUUCAUACUUCUAAUAUUGGUAUUUCUUUAUUAUCCGUAAGGAUGUUGUGAGGUAAAGGGUCCAACUUGAACUGAGUUCAAUAUUUAAUUUGAUAGCCUGCUUAUUAAUUCGGAGAUUAAUUCGGCGGUGCAACAGGUGUGAUAUUUGUGAUCAUCUGUGAUCAUCGUGGUCCCAAACUGAGAAUACGUUCUUGUACUUUGAAUCAGACAACUCAGCCCGUGACCAAAUAUUAUUUUCAAUAAGGAGCAUGCAGAGAUUUUCAAAUAUUUGAAGAAUUUAUUUCUGAGGAAGGUCCCCCUCCUUCUCCCCCUCACCCACCCCCCCCCCCACCUCUUUUGCUGGUGGGUUAGAAGGCUCAUGAAGGAAAUAUGAUCAUGUUCAAAGUUCAUGUUCAUGAUCAUAUUCAUGUUCUUUUUAAGAUUCAGAAAUAAAUAGCAUUGAACCCAGUCGUACUGCCUCAAACAAAAAGAGGUGCUCCACACAAUAGCAGAAUACAUAAUACAUGCAGGGAGGGGACAAAAAGCUUAGUCACCCUGACUUUAAAUACAAAACUAGUUCAGAUGCAGAAACGCAACUAAUUUCCCUAUGCCAUCAAUACGUCCACAGAAAAUAUCACCGCAAUCGGGAAGAAAGAGAAGCUUGUGGAUUUACCUAUUAAACUUAGAUUAAUAUGACAAAGCGUUGUGGGGAUAAACAAGCAUUGUUUUUAAUUUGUUGCAUAGCAAGCAGUACAUGAAGCAAACAAGCACUCCACCUUUUAUAAAAGGACUUCAAGGGCAUAUAAAAAGAUACUAAAAAGGGGGGAAAUUGACAUGCAUAAAGGAGAAAUCUGUGCAAAGUAAUUGAAAUAGUAAAGAGGGGUGGGGGGGUAUAUAUAUAUAUAUAUGUUUAUAUAAAUCAUCACCAUUCAGACAACUCCAAUUACACCUCUCCAUCAUCGACAGAAAGGACUUUUAUUUGGCAACCCCAAUCCCUUCCCGUCUGCCUGUGCUGGAAUAAAAGUGCACAAGGCUCACUACUACUUACAAAACAGCACCUGUGGGGGGAAAAGUAUGAUUUACAAGCCAUCUCAUCGCAUCCCGGUUUCUGGAGACGAGGUAGCUACGACUGAGGAAUGAACAGUCUCAAUGGAUCUUUAAUGUUCUAUGGUCAGCACAGAGACACAAUAAACUGGAUACAAAAAUGAGGCUUUCUUUAUCAAAAACCGUCUCAAGGAGAAAUACAGACGUGCUAUAUUUAUUGUCCUUGAUUAGCACCAACAUUUUCAUUUUGUAUUCAAAAUGUGCUAUUAAAAUAAAAUAAAAUAAUACAUAAAUCUAUCAAACCUAUAAGCAGUUCAUAGUGGUUGGCAAGAAAAUCAAUCACUGGCAUGGGACGAUGUCGUCAAGCCACCAACAGCAGUACAAACUAACAAGGAAGAAAGCAGUUGGUUUUCAGCUAAACAGUAUUUAGCUCAGUAAACACAUGCCAUUAGUGGAUAACAUCUUUUAAACCAAGUAGGAUUACAAGGGUGCGUCCUAA